AUGGCUCUAAAGACUUUCUUGACCAGCCUCUUGCUGGCGUCGCCUUUGGCGCUGGCCCAUCCAGGGCACAGGGAGAAGGUGUAUGCGCACUCCGCGCAACCUCUUGAGCGCAAGUCCCUUCGUCACUGCGAAAGGGAGUUCAACGAUCCCGAGUUCAUCAAGAGGACAGCUGAGGGCUAUGGCCGGGAGCUCGCCAGAGUGCGGAGGUCAUUGGGCUAUCACAUGGACGAGUCCAAGCUUGGCCCCCGGGACUACCUCUCGGUCUCACGGAUUGACCACAAGAGCAAUAAGCCGGUGUCGAAGGAUAUGGAUCUCAGCACACUCUUCUCUGACUAUGGGUCGUGCAUGCUGACUCCUGUUGUCGAUCUGGGCCCGCUGUAUGUCCAGGGCGAGGAGGUCAGGAAGAACAUUACCAACGGCGAGCGCGGUAUUCCCUUGACACUCGUCAUCCAAGUGGUCGAUUACUCGACCUGCCAGGUCGUGCCGAACGCUUAUGUCGACAUCUGGAGCGCGAACUCGACUGGUAUCUACGUCGGUGUUCAAGGCUAUCCGGGCAUGGGUGACCCGAACGAUGCGUCCAUCCUGCAGGGAACAACACUUCGUGGUGUCCAGCCGACUGACUCCCACGGCAUUGCUUCCUUCGACUCCCUCUUCCCUGGUCACUACGAGGGACGCGCAACUCACAUCCACACCCUCGUCUACCUCGGUGCCCAGAAGCUCCCGAACAACACCAUUACCGGCGGUCGCGCGGCGCACAUCGGCCAGAUCUACUUCGACCAGUCCCUAAUCUCUCAGGUGGAGUCUCGGGCGCCAUACAACACGAACCGCAUGCCCAUUACACCAAACACGGCCGAUUUCCUCUUUAUGCAGGGGGCGAACGGUGACGACCCGAUCGUGCGGUACGCGCUUGUCGGCAAUGACCUGUCUGAGGGUCUCUUCGCAUGGAUCCGCUUUGGCAUCAACCAGAACGCCAACCACCCCAUCAACCCGGCCGCUUUCUGGACUGAGAAGGGCGGCGUUAUGAACCCUACUGGCCCGAUCUCGCAGAUCGGUGGCGGUGGCGGCUUCUUCCCUGGCUUCCCCGGCUUCCCCGGCUUCCCUGGCUUCCCUGGCGGUGGCGGCAGCGGCUGGCCUUGGGGCUGGUUCAAGAAGCGCGGCGCGAAGGCUGAGAAGAAGAACUAA
Thermochaetoides thermophila DSM 1495 is the source of this 1182-nucleotide messenger RNA. RefSeq lists its product as uncharacterized. The record is from RefSeq and is a predicted model, not a curated record. The transcript is spliced from 5 exons. Bases 1 to 1182 code for a protein of 393 amino acids. Lineage: Eukaryota; Fungi; Ascomycota; Sordariomycetes; Sordariales; Chaetomiaceae. Gene Ontology annotation, molecular function: iron ion binding; oxidoreductase activity, acting on single donors with incorporation of molecular oxygen, incorporation of two atoms of oxygen.